This is a messenger RNA of Gossypium raimondii (Peruvian cotton), 1222 nucleotides long. Its product is annotated as putative GATA transcription factor 22. The transcript has 3 exons. Bases 179 to 1009 code for a protein of 276 amino acids. Gene Ontology annotation, biological process: regulation of DNA-templated transcription. Lineage: Eukaryota; Viridiplantae; Streptophyta; Magnoliopsida; Malvales; Malvaceae. The record is from RefSeq and is a predicted model, not a curated record. Gene Ontology annotation, molecular function: zinc ion binding; sequence-specific DNA binding.
UGAAGUCACGUGAAUGCCUGUGUGGCCUCUUCUUGCCUUUUAAUUCCUUCACAAUUCCUUUAUAAAGACCCCUUCAACUCCAUUAAUUAGGACCCUUUGCCCCUAUCCCAUUUCCUUAGCCUAAUUCUCUGAUUUUUUUUUUUUAAUAUCUUCUCUCUCUCUCUUUUAUCUCUUGGCAAUGACACCAGCAUUUCUUAACCCACCACCAUCUCCUAAUUUCCCCUUUGUGGAGCUAAAAGAAGAACCCCAUCAUCUUCAGCUUUUUCUCUCUGUGGAUAAGUAUGAAGGUGGAUCAUCAGCAAGCGACCAACAAGCCAGUUCAUCAUCUUCAUCUUCAUCACUUCAAUCAACGGUGGAAGAUCAGAAGGCAACCAAUGGCCAAAAUUCAUCCUUUGGAAGAAACGAGGAAAGGAAUUACGAAAGCAGUGCAGGGGAUAAUAAAAAUGGGAUAACAGUGAAAUGGAUGUCAUCCAAAAUAAGGCUAAUGAAGAAGAUGAUGAACUCCAACUCCAACUGCAGUAGCAGUAGGAGAUCAACAGAUCACAAGUUUCAAUAUCCGGUGACUGGUAAUGGUGAAGCCAACGCCAUUAGAGUCUGCUCCGACUGUAACACCACCACGACACCGCUUUGGAGAAGUGGCCCUCGAGGUCCCAAAUCUCUUUGCAAUGCCUGUGGGAUUCGGCAAAGGAAGGCAAGACGAGCCAUGGAAGCGGCCACGGCAGCGGCGGAAAACGGUGCUGGAGUUGCAACCGAUGCAGCAAUAGUAAUGAAAUUUAAGGUAAACAACAAGGAAAAGAAAUCACGUAUUGGGCAAUUCAAGAAACAACAAUUCAAGGCACAAUCGGAUUAUAAUUCUCCUUAUAGUCAACAAAGCCAAAAGAAGCUUUGCUUCAAGGAAUUGGCUUUGAGUUUAAGCAAGAAUUCAGCUUUGCAGAGUGUGUUUCCUCGGGACGUUGAAGAUGCUGCAAUCCUUUUAAUGGAGCUCUCUUGUGGCCUUAUUCAUAGUUGAAUUUCUUUAAUUAAUAAAUUUUGUUGCUUUUAUUAUGGAAGAUUGGUGAGGUUAUUUAUGGGUGUGUGUGACCCAAGGGAUAGAGAUUAAAGAGUGAUUAAUUCUAUAUAUGUAGUCAAACCAUAAAAUUUUCAGAUUAUAUGAAAUAAUGAAAAAUAUAGCAAAUGCCUUGUAUUGUUAGCAUUAAUCAAUGAAUCCAAGUUUUAGAGAUAA